This is a messenger RNA of Dromiciops gliroides (monito del monte), 1756 nucleotides long. RefSeq names its product sulfiredoxin 1 (gene SRXN1). Bases 223 to 705 code for a protein of 160 amino acids. NCBI's taxonomy places the organism in Eukaryota, Metazoa, Chordata, Mammalia, Microbiotheria, Microbiotheriidae. The record is from RefSeq and is a predicted model, not a curated record. Gene Ontology annotation, cellular component: cytoplasm. Gene Ontology annotation, molecular function: sulfiredoxin activity. Gene Ontology annotation, biological process: cellular response to oxidative stress. The transcript has 2 exons.
CGGGCGCUUCUACUUCGCCCGAUACCCGGGAGGGUGGAACGAAGUGGGAGGAGUGGGAAGUGUUGAGAAACCCAAGCUCGGAAAGUUUCUCCUUGGAACAGCGUCUGAGGAAAAAGCCCAGUCGACGAAGUACAUUCUAAAGGCGGUUUAUAAGAGGAGCCCAGGGCGGAGAGGACAUCUGGAGUUCGGGUCCCAGAACUUCUCGCCUCCCCUCCCUUCUGGAUGCUGAAUGGUAUACUCCGAGCCGGAGUUAAAGUCUGGGUGCUGGGAAAGCCUCGGAGGUUAGCAGGCAGGAUGGGGCUGAGAGCCGGCGGUAGCCAAGGCCAAGCGGGCCGAGAGGUCGGGGCAGAAGGGCAGGAUCGGGCCUCUGAAUCGGGAAAUGAAAGUAUACAUUCUGGCAGCAUCUCUACCGUGCACAACGUUCCCAUGAGCGUCCUCAUUCGGCCGCUGCCCUCCGAGCUGGACCAGGACAAGGUGAAGAGCCUCAUGGACACCAUCCAGGAGGACCCAGACCGGGUGCCGCCUAUUGAUGUCCUAUGGAUUAAAGGAGCCCAAGGAGGGGACUACUUUUACUCCUUCGGAGGAUGCCACAGAUAUGCAGCCUACCGGGAACUGCAAAAGGAAACCAUCCCUGCCAAGCUGGUCCGGUCUACGAUAUCUGACCUUCGUGUGUACCUGGGUUCUUCCACACCAGACCUGCAGUAGUAACGCCCUUAGCCCUUGGGACUCACUGAAAAUGCUUCUUCAUUUGACCAUUGAAGAGGUCAGGAGAAGCUAAUUAAAACCGGUUCUUACCAGUUCCAUGCAGAGUACAAAAAUUGUCACCUUCUGACACAGAACGCAUCCCCUGAGAGACAGAGUACGACUUGUGUAGUAUUCCUUUAAGGCUAGAGAAGAGGGAUAAGGAAUCGUCCCAGUGAUUUGUCUAGUAUCUUUAGAUUCCCAUGAACCUGAAGGUUGUUGGCCUGGGGUUUAAGGAUAGAAGAGAGCAGCCUGCCCCACCCCACAGUGUGGUGUGAGUUGGUCAUGGAAAGAGGAGUGAACUUGGAAUUAGAACCUCCCUUGUUCAGAUCCCAGCUUUGAUGAUACCUGUAUGAACAGGCAUAGUUUCCUAUAUGAGGAGGUUGGACUAAAGUGUCUCUAAAGUCUUCCAACUCUAGAGCCUAUCCUUCUGAGAUGAUGUGGUAAGGGAACAGAGUGAGGCACUCUUUCUGGAGGGGAGGGGUGAAAGAAGUGAUGGGGAAUUGAAUGUCCCUCUUUCAACUUCUUGGGUGGAGGGGGCACUUCCUUGUCCAUAUCAGGCUAAGGGACCCAUGUGUUUCACUCUGUCUCCCCAGGGGAAGCAGGAAUCCUUGCUACCUUUUUUUUUUUUGCGAAAGAAUAUUCAUACACAACAACAAAUGAAAGCCCCAAUAAAUUCUGACUUAACGAAAAGUACUUUAGGCUUGGAGUAAGGUGGAACCAUGGACAAAUCACUUCUCUUUUGUAUCUGUUUUCUCAUCUAUAAAUUGUGGUAAGAAUACUUGUACUAACCUACCUCUCAGGGUUGUUGUGAGGAAAAUUAUUUGUAAAUUUCAAAGUGCUAAAGAGAUAGGAGUUGUAAUCUAAUUCUCAUGAUGGGGUUAAGAUGGAAAGUCUGAGGACCCAGCUGCUCUCUGCUAUUGGUCUUUUCUAUUUAUUGUUCCUCAGACUAUUUUGCAGGUGGGUAAAAUGACUGAUUUUUGUAAUUUAAUAAAUGUAUUCCUAUAUAAGUACA